Messenger RNA from Paramuricea clavata, 2485 nucleotides. The record is from the annotation of a GenBank genome assembly. NCBI's taxonomy places the organism in Eukaryota, Metazoa, Cnidaria, Anthozoa, Malacalcyonacea, Plexauridae.
AUGCCCAUAAUCGAAGAUUUGCAAAAUAAUGCAAAAGGGUUUACAUCUCGCUUUCUUUGGUACUUUCCCAAGCCAAUAUUUUGUAAAUUGAAAGCAACAGUUCUUCAUGAUGACGAAAACGAUGAGGUUGAAAAAUUUGAGGAACAUCUAGGUGAGUCAUAUGACAGAACACUAAAGAAAAUUAAUACCAAAUACACACUCAUAUAACCUCAUCAUUAUUCUUUUUCCUGCUGUUUUAUUUUCUGGCAACGUUAAUUAUAUGUCGAAGGCGAAGCGUCAUACACCAUAGAGCAAGAUGAUAAGAUUACAAACGUUAUUGUCAAUCGGAAAAAAAUCAUACUUUCAGAGGAAGCAGCAACCGAAUUUGAAAACAUUCACGAUGACUGGGAGGUAACAUGUGAAAAAUAUCCAUACGAUCCUUUGAUAGGAGGUUGGGUAACAUGUAUUUUUACAUUUAUAUACGUACACAGAUUAAUUCUUACCAGUUGCAUCCCGUUCGUUCAUUUACAUAAUACUGUGCUGAGUGGUUAUAUUACUACCUUAAAAAAUAAGCAGAAACUCGACGUUUCGAGCGAAGGCCGUUCGUCAAGAGUUACUAACUUCUUGAUGAAAGGCCUUCGCUCGAAACGUCGAGUUUCUGCUUAUUUUUUAAGGUAGUAAUAUAACCACUCAGCACAGCAUUUUCACAUUGGUACUACCAACACUGGUACAGACAGAUUUAGUAUACAUUUAAAUGAUUUAAUGGUAACAGUAAGGCCAAAUAGAAUCUUGACGGUGACACUUUCACAAUCCAACAACUGCAACUAUACGAUUUUAGUAAAGCGUUCGACCGCAUCGACCAUAAUAUCCUAGUCCCAAAGUUGCUGGCCCUUGGCGUCAGAUUGUCGCUUAUUCCAUGGAUAUGCAGCUUUCUCUCAAAUCGCCGUCAAUCGGUAAAGAUCGACAAUUUCCAAUCUGAUUGGGGAAUCAAUAACGCAGGUGUCCCUCAAGGAACUAAAUUGGGCCCUAUUUUGUUCAUAAUUAUGAUCAACGAUCUUGAACUGGCAUCCUCUAGCACUGACCAUUGGAGAUACGUGGAUGACGUAACAAUAUCGGAGUCCUUAAAGAAAAAUGAAGUUUCAGUCCUACAAUCUGAUCUUAACACAAUUGAAAGAUGGACUGUUAAUAACAACAUGAAAUUGAACGGAAAGAAAUGCAAAGAAAUGAUAGUGAGUUUCGUCCGUAGCGAGAAUGACAUCCCCCGACUCCUCAUUGAUGGUUUACCUCUAGACUUAGUUCCUUCUUUCAAAAUUUUGGGCUUAACCAUGAACAAUAAAUUGAAAUGGCAAGAUAACACUGAAGCGUUAGUUAAAAAAGCCUCAAAACGCUUAUACAUUAUUCGUGUCCUACAGCGCUGUGGUCUUCCCCCCAAUGACCUCUUAUUAGUCUACUUUUCUAUGGUGCGCUCUAUCUUAGAAUAUGCCUGUCCUGUCUGGCACACCAUGUUACCAAAGUGUUUGGGGGAUAAAAUUGAAAAACUUCAAAAAAGAGCUUUCCGUAUUAUUUAUCCGACAACAGAUUACGAAGAUGCUCUCAACAUCGCUAAAUACAAGCGUCUUGACGACAGACGUCAAGAGCUAUGUGCUAAAACUUUCAAAAAGAUCUUAAAACCCGAUGCUCACCUCAACCACCUCUUACCCCCACUCCGUGAAGAAUCGCAUGAACUGGGCUUAAGAAACAAUUCUAACUUUACAUUAACUAAAUGCAGAACGGAACGUUUUAAAACUAGUUUUAUACCAGCAAUGACUGCUAAUUUUAAUAGUAAAUAAUUUGUAGUAUUUUAACAACUGUACAUAUACGAUAUAUCUAUAUUUAUAUUAUUUGAUAUUCAUCCUUUAUUAUGUUUCUGUAAGCAUAUUGCAAUUCACCUUCGGGUGCCAAAAUGUGUUUCUUAAUAAACCUUUAAUACUAAUAAUACUAAUAAUACUAAUAAUACUAAUAAUACUAAUAAUACUAAUAAUACUAAUAAUACUAAUAAUACUAAUAAUACUAAUAAUACUAAUAAUACUAAUAAUACUAAUAAUACUAAUAAUAAUACUAAUACUUAGGCCAAUAUAUUUUAGGUCUGUAUUCGAGAGGAAAAUCUCAAGUGCUUCGUCUGGCAAUCCCAAUGCAAUUAUUAUUGGAUUUCUUUGCGAUGUUUGAGAACCACGGCGCAUUACACAAUGACGAACAAAUGGAAUAUGGCCUGCCAUGACAAGAUCAAUCUACUUCAUCGACUUCAGUUACAAAAGAACCCAAAUGCCAUGAUAACCAAAAUGCGUCAGGAAACAUCGACCAACCGGAGAACCCGACCUCUAUUGUAUCUGACUAUAAUAAACAGCCUGCAGAGACUAGUUCUCAAGAAAACGUAACGAAUGCCGAAAAUGAUGAGCAAGAUUGCAUCCCUACACCACCAUCCUCUAUUCCGUCUGAUGAUGAGACCCUAUCCCUACACCAUCAUUAA